GUGUGCCUUGCCCAAGGUCACUCAGUGGGUUUCAUGGCCGAGCGGGGAAUCAAACCCUAUUCUCCAGAGUCAUAAUCCAACGCGCAAAUCAUUACUCUCUGUAUUAUAUAUGGGAGGCUGGUCUAUAGAGAUUUAGCUGAAAAGGGAAUCAUGUUAGAGAUAAUGCUAGAAAAACAGUUUACGUUAGCAAAAAUGAUUAGUUUAAAUUUUGGAAGUAAAGUAUCAAUGUGCAGGACAACUUGCCUGAAGUGUGGGUGUGAUUGUAUACUGAAGGUAGUUUCUACAGGUGCAGCCACCCAGUAUGGGGGAGAAAGUAAUAUUUUUUGCUGUUCCUGAAGACAAGGUAUGUCUAGGUACAAAAAUGCAGUGACAUACUUGGAUCAACUUAAAGGAUACUUUCUCCAUAUGGGAACAGCUUCUGGAAUAGGCUUCUGCUCAUGGUAGCCAAAUGGGACUCCCAUAUUCUCCACAGGAAAAGUGUUGGGUAUGUGUACAGAUGUCUCCUGUGUUGCUAAAAACCUCUUAAAAUAUUCCUUUUAUGGAACAAUUGCUCACUUUCCAAAUCAAAAGCAACCAGCCACUCUUGGCUACGUAAUGUAAAUACCUGUCUGUGACUGCUCUGCCCUAGGCUGCUUUAUGGGAUACUCAUCUGGAGAAGGAAGGGUGUAAGUCAGUUGGUUAGCUGAGUUACAGUGGUCACUUUCUCCUCCCAGGUGGCUGUGCAGUGCGCCAUGACUGACAUACCUGUUCACUGUGUUUUGCUGUUCAGGAAGUGGAGCUGGCACCAAGAACAUGCAGGUGAGCCCAAAGUGUAAAACAGGAGGAAAUGGUGACACUGGAGGAAGCAGAAGAGCCGGAAUAGGAGACAGCAGAUUGAAACCUGUUGGAACUACAUCCUUCAAUACUGAACAUAAACACCAGUACCCUGCUCACCGCCAAUCAUCUACUGCUCCCAGUACCAGCAGAUAUCAGUCAGAAGGAUCUUUAGAUUCUCUGAUAGAUGGACACACACCACGGAGUGUCAAUGUCAGCUUUUCAUUCAACCCAGAACGUCUUAAGCAAGCUAGACAGCAUGUGGACAGAGCCAUAAAGCAAAGGAAGAUCUUCAUGGUGCAUGGCCCUUACCCUGUGAUCAGGAAACGACUGCUUGGCAGGGGCUGGGUGGAGAAAAAGUUUCCCAAGUUGCCGAAAGCGGCUGCAAAGCGGGAACGCAACCCUGAUGGUGAACGUGAUGAAGAUGGUGAUGACAGUGAUGUGUAUGAUGAUGAGGAAGAAGAAGAGGAUUAUGAACAGGAUGAUGACACUGAUGGUACCUCUAGCCUCAUGUCAAGGUUGGUUCGCAACCAGACCCCCUACUUCAUCUGGACCAACAGGCGUGAUGUUAUUGAUUGCCGCUUUCUGCGCAAGGAACAGAUGAUGAAUCAUUUUGCAAAGGCAGGCACCUUUACCACCAAGGUAGGACUGUGUCUUAAUCUGCGCAACCUGCCAUGGUUUGACCAAGCUGAUGCCGAUACCUUUUUCCCACGGUGCUACCGUCUUGGAGCUUCAGAUGAAAAACAUGCCUUUAUUGAGGACUUCCAGCUCACUGCAGCCAGAAGCCUUCUCAAAGUCGUGGUGAAACGAUACUGGAAUAAAUCAAUUUUCAUAGAAGCUUUGAAUGCUAAUGAGAAUGAGCUCUUAGACAGCCAGUUGUCUCCGGAAGCCACGCAGUGCAGUGGACGUAAGAAAGGUAUCAAUCUCUCAUCCCGACUGAUUGAGACUGCAAUACGUGCAUGUGAGGAGCACUUGAGCAGCUUGAGGCACCAGGACAUUGACAGAGAAUUUGGGUCUCCCCUUCUAAUGACAAAGGCACACUGGAAAGAUUUUCUGCAGGGUUACUAUCAGGUAGCCCAUGAGGGGGUAGAAAUGGCACAAACAGGGGCCCAUGUUGAACGAUGUGAAGAGAUCCUGCACCGACUGGCAAAGGUUGUCCCACAGCUGGGCAUGGAAGGGGAUAAGAACAUUUGGAUUGUCAAGCCAGGAGCCAAGUCUCGGGGCAGAGGCAUCAUGUGCAUGGAUCGCUUGGAAGAAAUUGUGAAGCUAGUGGACUGUGACCCCAUGAUUGUCAAGGAUGGCAAGUGGGUUGUCCAAAAAUACAUAGAGACACCUCUGCUCAUCUUUGGCACCAAGUUUGAUCUGCGCCAGUGGUUCCUGGUGACUGACUGGAAUCCACUUACCAUUUGGUUCUACCGUCAGAGCUACAUUCGCUUCUCUACCCAACCGUUUUCCCUACACGACCUGGAUACCUCUAUCCAUCUGUGCAAUAACUCCAUCCAGAAACACUUUGAGAACUCUCAGAACCGCCACUGUGACCUUCCCCCUGACAACAUGUGGUCAUCUGACCAGUUCCAGAUCCAUUUGCGGCAGAUGGGGGCACCAGAGGCCUGGUCAAACGUGAUUGUGCCCGGCAUGAAGGCAGCAAUUAUUCAUGCCAUUCAAACCUCCCAGGAUUUGGUAGAGUUCCGUAAAAACAGCUUUGAACUCUACGGCGCAGACUUCAUUUUUGGAGAAAACUACCAGCCAUGGUUGAUCGAGAUUAAUGCCAGCCCCACCAUGGCAGCCUCCACUGCCAUCACAACCCGACUGUGUGCCAGUGUACAAGAGGAUACCUUACGUGUGGUUAUUGACCGCAAAUACGACCGCAACUGCAGUACAGGAAACUUUGAGCUAAUUUACAAACAGGCAGCUGUGGAAGUUCCCCACUAUAUUGGAACCAGCUUAUUGGUAGAAGGAUCCAUGGUCAAGAAGCCUCGGCACACAUUCCAGAGAAGCCCUAUCCCUGUUGACAACAAGAAUGGCUGUGAUCCUCAGCAGCCCAAGACCCCUAAGCUUGGUAAUCACAGUGUUUCUCAGGCAGCUACACCAUGCUGGGCAGCAACAAACAGCAAGGGUACAGAGCCAGCAGCCUCCGGGAAGGAGAACAAAACCAAGGAGAAAGUUGCCACCAGCAAGUCCUCCUCUUCUACAUCUGACACAUCCAAGCUGCCCACAAAUCUCAAAGCCAGCCCCCGUAACCGGAAGGUAUUGAUGGCACACAGCCCAGGGGAUGACGUGUCACAGCCAGCUCAACUCUGUGCCAAAUCCAGCUCUCAGAAGCUGGCCGCUGGCUCACGACAAUCUGCUCUCCAUCAUACCAAGCAAUCCAAACUCACGGGUUUAGUGGUGCGGGACCGGGUACCCAGCAAGGCGACCCAAGUGGCAGGUAGGGAGCUGUUUCUGAAGCUGCAGGUGCAGUUGCAGGAAAUGAGGCCUGUCUCUGUCUCUGGGGAGCUGCCCAUCUCCGGUACCCAUUUUUCUUCUUCUUAUCCUGUGAGGCCCAAUGUGCGAAAGUGCCUGCAGGACUUUAGGCAGUGCUUCAUGCAGAAUGUACCUAUGCCCCUGACUCCUUUGUCUCCUUUGACGAUUAAUUUGCCUUCAACAGCAAAGCUUAAUGCCAUUAGAACAUCUGUGGUCAGAAGGCAGGGUCUGAGGAGGGACAAGACAUUCCGGUGAUGAUGGAGCAACCAUGGCCUUGAGCCUGUGGUUGCAGGCAAGCAUUAUGCUAUAGGAGAUCUGGGAGCACUGAUGUGGAACUAUAUGGAUAGGAAAUCAUGUUUCUGGGAGCUGGCCUGUCUGUCCUUCCCAAUAAAGGAUUUUGACAAAAAGUUAGCAGAGUGUAUAAUGGAAGAUUGCCUUUAACAUGUGCAGAUGGGGUGGUUAAGAGUCAGUUUGGGGAUGAUGGAGAAGCCAGGGGAGGCUAGGUGCAGUCAAGGGACUCAGGUGGAGGAGAAAAACACAUAGAAAGGCCUGAAAAUGAAGGUGGAGGCUGUAAAUCUAAGGAUGAGUUGUGUUCUCAGAAUCACAGCCAGAAAGCUCUUCACAAGAACAUUCAUCACUGUAGCAUCAGUAAUUUGCCAGCAGGAAUGCUUCCAGUAUGGUGAGUAGGCCUCCAUCAGAAUUUUUAAUCCAGGGCAGAGUAAAUUACAUGACUGAAGAACCCCAAAGCCAGUGUAGCAGAAAUAUUUACAGCUAAUAAAUCAGUCCCUAGUUAGAUUGCCUAAACAGAAGCAGUCACUAGUCUGUUGAUAGAAUUGUGCCUGUGCAAUGAACCACUCUUCCUGCUAGAAUGUAGGUUGGAUAAGAGACAGCUUGACAUCCAGGGCUCAGAGGGAAAGCUAUCAGGGCCAUGAUGACAAGGACAAUUGGGAGAGUGUUGUCUGAACUGUUGUGCUUGCUAUCAAAAAGUUAAAGCCACCACAAAGAAGUGGUUUCUUUUAAGCUGAGAUGGGGAAACUUUGGUCAGACACUGGUAUGUCCAUGUGCAAGAAGGAUUCAGAAACCAAGUCAUGUUAAUGCUGGGAGUGGUUUAGUACAAAACAAAAAGGAUAAAAUUAGGCUACACUGUGGUGGGCUUCUCUUAUUAUGUUACUUAUGGACAAGAAAAUGGUGGUAGUUUUUUUUUAAUAACUCCGUUUAAUCUCAGAUCUUAUUUAUCAAAAUUCUGGUCUUCAGUUUCUAGAUUGUGACCCACACCUGGUUUACUUCCAGACCUAAGGUGACUUACACCACUCACACAUCAUUUAUCUCUUUCUACACUUCUUAAAGUAGGAGGAUGAAAUUAAGACAGUGAAAACCUUACACAGUAAGAAAAUUAAAAGUGGGUCCCAUAUUGCAGGUUGGAAUUCAAAGGUGCAUACCACAUCUGAAAAACUGAAGACUCCUGUUCUAACUUAACUGAACUGGGUGCCACCAGUACAAGCUAACUGAUGUUUGGCCCUGUCUUUGGAACAUGAUGGCCUAUACUCAGUACUCAUCCUGGCCCAUCACCUGGCUGGUGUUACAGCUUGUGCUUGGCACCAUUUUUUCUUGUCUUUGAGAUCUUUAAGAGAUGCAUUUGAUUAUAAAUAAAUCAAAGUUCUUCACUAAUAUAACCACAAUCUUGUCCCAGGAAUAUGUUAUUUUGUAUAUCUGUUCAUUUUUCAUAAUUGUAAUCUGUUUCCAUUGGUCAUGCAGAGGGACAAAGUACUCAUGUACACAGAUAAAGUUACACAUGUAACUCCUACAUGGCAUUCACUCAUCAUACUCUCCCAGGAACUUGCCCAUAUCUUUUUCAAUGUACAUCUACAGUUUCAAACACUAGAACCUUGCAUCUUUUUUAAAGAAGGAAAUGGGGAUUUUCAAAAUGGUGAACUGUGCAUCUAGCACCAAGAGUUUGUGUGAAAAUGUUAUAGAAAUGUAUUUAUAUAACAGGUCUGUAGCUAUGGGGGCAAAAGAUGCGGUGGUUAAGACGCCACUUCUGAUGAUUGGAAGGUUGGCCCAAGUACUGCAUAAUGGGAUGGGCUCCUGUCACUAGUCCUAGCUUCUGCCAGUCUAGCAGUUGGAAAGCAUGCAAAUGCAAGUAGAUAAAUAGGUACCACUUCUGUGAGAAGGUAGCAGCAUUUGAUACAGUCAUGCUGGCCACAUGACUACCAAAGCAGUUCUUGGACAACACUGUCUCUUUGGCUUAGUAACAGAGAUGAGUACUGCCCCUUAUAGUUGGUUAUGAUUAGACAUUCAUGUCAAGGGACUACCUGUACCUUUUUACUUUUUAUAGCUGUGGAGGCUGGUAAAAAAAGGUUAUCACCUCCCUAAAUAAAAAACCUGGCACCUCCAAAUGGAAUUUUCCUUAAGUACCCAAAUUGUACCUGGAAUUGCACUAGGUUAACAUUUCAGUUGAGCAUUUAGAAAUACAGUUUAGGCAUCCAAAGAGAAUGACCAGGCAGAGCUACUAAGGGAAUGUGAGCACAACAAAGAAUUUCAGGUGUGAACAGUGCUCAUUGUCUCAUUUUAUGCAACACUAGAAAUGUGGGGACUGGAGGAAAUUUUCAUUGGAGGGCCAGAAUUCUUAUUUGGAGGGGUAAUCGCUUCAUUCUUCCUACCUCCCAUAGCUACACCCUUGGUCCACAAUGUUUCCUUUUGCUCUAUGGAGAAAACAAGACAGGAAAUUGCAAAGGUAGCAAGAGGAAUGACAUCAGCCCUUGUAGUUUGUGGGGAAACAAAGCAGUGAGACUUGCUGGUAAGAAGAAACAAAGGAGAGCUUUCCUUUCCCCAGCAAGGACAAGAUAGUUGAAACAGAACCUACUGAAAUCCAUUAGCUUGGAAACGUUUUCCCAGGCUCUUGGAAUGAAGGUAGAAGUUGGAAGAAUAUGGGCAAGACCUUCUGCUAUCAGUAUACCCAUAGAACAUGCUGUAGUGCUGGGGUAGGAGAAAGCAUUUGGCCCUUCACAUGUUUUGAACUUUAUCUCUCAGAAGCUUCAGCCAGCUUGGGGAAUGGUAAGGGAUUGUGCAAUUUGUAGUCCAAAGGAUCUGGAGACCCAAAGCCUUGCCACUCUGGUAUAGUGCCUCACACACAGACCUGUGGAAGUAACCCUCCCCAAAGAUUUCUAGACCUUAGAGUGACACAGAGAAGCCUGAAAAUACAGUGACUGUUGGUAAACAUGAGGAACUGAAGUAAAAUCUGUUGAAGAAUCGACCAGAAAAUUCAAAUGGCUAAGCAUGACCGGAAGGUAUCCUGUUAUGAAAAUGUAUCCUGCAGAGAGAGGAAUGACUUUAGUACAGAGGAUACUUUGUAAAACCUACCCUUUAUAUGAAAUUCCAAAAUACUCCAAAAUCCCAAAUUGUCCACAUUGGUGGCUGAAUUACUGUCACCUUUGCUUUCUGGUGGUUCAGUGUACAUAAACCUUCAUGCACAAAUUUAUUAAACAUAUUGUAUAUAAAAUUACCUUCAGGCUAUGUGUAUAUAUGGAAUAUAUGUGUAUAUAUGGAACAUGAAUGAAUUUUGUGUUUAGAUUUCGGUCCCAUCCAAGAUAAAUUAUUAUCUAUAGAUAAGCAGAGAUAGAUAUUUGAAAUCCAAAAAGAUCUAAAGUCCAAAACAUUUCUGAUCCUAAGCAUUGCAGAUGAGGGAGACUCAUCCUGUAUAAAAAAUCUGCAUGUUACAUUAAUGGAUAAUGAUAAUCAUUGAGUUCCCCUCAUCACUGUGUCUUAAUGAGAUCAUUGUAAGCUUGGCAUUUUCCGUGCUUUUAACCAUUCUGUCACACUGAAUUCAGCAAGUUAAACUUUCCCCGUAACUGAAUCUCCAUUCCAGGGCAAGUGUCUAUAUUUGAGAGUUAUAUGACAAACAGACUCCAACAGAUGAAUACUUUCCUAGUUUAAUAAUAAAUAUCCUGCUUUGGAAUGCCAAAAGUGUUUCCCAUAUGUAUGUCUUGUGUACUAGUAAUAAACACAUUCUCUGGAUGCUUGUGUUUAUAUAGCUAAAAUUGAAUUAAACAUGCACAAGAGGAAAAGAUUCAGCCGGCUCAUGGAAAACCAAAAGUUUACAGAAGUACUGAAAAUCUUUUGGGAGAACAGCAGAGAGAAGAGAAAAACAGCCCAAUGUAGAUUGAGCAUGUCAGUGGCUAUGGAAUUCAAAGUGUUGUGAGGAAAGAUGAAACGGAACAUAUUCCAGGGAAAGUCAUUGCUAUCUGGCAUCUGGGAUUAAGAGAAUUCCACACUGGCAUUUUGUUACAGGUCCCACUAGUUAUCUCAAUAGUUCGUACAAUAG
Messenger RNA from Sceloporus undulatus (fence lizard), 7597 nucleotides. RefSeq names its product tubulin tyrosine ligase like 3 (gene TTLL3). The coding region runs from base 793 to 3531 and encodes 912 amino acids. The record is from RefSeq and is a predicted model, not a curated record. Gene Ontology annotation, cellular component: cilium. NCBI's taxonomy places the organism in Eukaryota, Metazoa, Chordata, Lepidosauria, Squamata, Phrynosomatidae. The transcript has 14 exons. Gene Ontology annotation, biological process: cilium assembly; cilium movement; protein polyglycylation. Gene Ontology annotation, molecular function: protein-glycine ligase activity, initiating.